Molecule: messenger RNA, 1233 nt
Organism: Aureobasidium vineae
Lineage: Eukaryota; Fungi; Ascomycota; Dothideomycetes; Dothideales; Saccotheciaceae
Source: the annotation of a GenBank genome assembly
AUGUCGAUUUUACCGAAUAUUGCAGUAAUCGGCGGUAGUUAUGUUGGUAUAAUUCUCUCCACUCUCCCGUAUUUGGGUACAUGUCUUGUCAGAUCAACUAAUAUCUCUAUCUCAGGUGUGAACACAGCACAACAACUAGCCGCGAAAUUCUCAGGGCGCUUCCAAGUGCUAUUGAUCGAAAAGAACUCACACUUCCAACAUUUAUUCGCGUUUCCGCGAUUCGCGGUGACGAACAAGGUGGAUACGCACAAAGCAUUUAUCCCUUUCACGCCAGGCACAUUCGCCAGUUGUCCAGCUGGGAGUGGUGUUGUAGUUCGAGCAGGUGUCAAGAAAAUUGAUAAAGAGGAGAUUUGGUUGGACCGCAAGGUUGAGGUGAAUGGUAAGGGGUUGGACAGAAUUCCUUAUGCUUAUCUGGUCAGUAUGAGAGAGGGUUUAUACUUGCGUGGCUUCUCUGACAAGAAUAUACAGGUCAUUGCGACAGGCACAAAACUGACGCCGCCGUCAACCUUGCCUUCCUCUGACAAAGCGGACGGAGUUACCUACUUGCAAGAGCAUGCAAGGAAAAUCGAAUCAAGCUCUAAUAUCGCCAUCAUCGGUGGAGGUGCUGUCGGCGUACAAAUGGCCACCGACAUAAAGGAGAUUUAUCCUGAGAAAGCGGUGACGUUGAUACACUCGAGAGAACAGAUCAUGAACAAGUUUCAUCCACAGCUUGAUCGCAUUAUCCAAAACCGAUGCGAAGAGUUGGGCGUGAAGCUGAAGCUUGGCUCAAGGGUCAAAUUGCCAGCAAAAGGAUAUCCAACCGAUGGGUCGACGUUCAACGUCGAGCUGCAAGACGGUUCAACUGUGUCUACAGACUUUGCUGUAUGUUCCGAGCAUCAUAGUGAAAAAUCGUUUGCUGAUGAUCAAAAUCACAGGNUGAUUGCAACGGGUCAGACACCCCAAUCAGAGCUCAUCCGAGCCCUCUCGCCAGACUCUAUCGACGAUACCGGCUUCGUGCGUGUACAAAGAACGCUUCAGAUCAACGAUACCAGAUUCCCGAACAUCUUCGCUGUGGGUGAUGUCGCUGAUACAGGAGCCCACAAGGCUGCUCGUCCAGCACUCAGACAAGCUCCUGUGGUCGUGGAGAAUAUCGAGCAUCUGGCAAAGAACGAGCCUCUUGAGCGAUACGAGGUAGCAGAAGGGCCCUCUAUUCAUCUGACGUUAGGCAUUGUAAGUUUUCUGUCCUGUGUAUGA